This is a messenger RNA of Plenodomus lingam JN3, 1695 nucleotides long. RefSeq lists its product as uncharacterized. The record is from RefSeq and is a predicted model, not a curated record. Gene Ontology annotation, molecular function: GTPase activator activity. NCBI's taxonomy places the organism in Eukaryota, Fungi, Ascomycota, Dothideomycetes, Pleosporales, Leptosphaeriaceae. Gene Ontology annotation, biological process: negative regulation of TORC1 signaling; positive regulation of autophagy. Gene Ontology annotation, cellular component: GATOR1 complex; vacuolar membrane.
AUGCCUACGCGCGCAAUCAAGGCCAUCUUCUACACGCGAUUCCACCACGAGAAGGGAAACCGCGUCCUCCACCAGGUCCCCGCCGGCAGCAUCAUCCCCUCACAGCUGCCAUCUGCCCUCCCGACGCCGCUGAUUCCCUUUGCCUCGGUCACGCAAUAUCUCAUCCCCACGCAGCAAUUCUGCGAUCGCCUGCUCACCUUUUGCGUCCACCACCACCGCGUCAUCGGGUACCCCGUGUGCAUCCGUGAGGGCCGGUACAGCCGUAACGAGUUCAUCUUCAACUUUGCCAUUGUCAUUGGCGAGAACGAGGCCGAUUGGGCGUGCUACGGCGAGGUUGUGCGCAAAUUGGGCCGUCUGCUGCGCGGCCUGGAGGAGCAGGGUGGCUUCCUGAGCAGAGAAGAAGCCGGCGUAUGGGAGUGGGACGACGAUGCCAGCACACGCGACCAGGGCAACGGCGACAGCAAGGUGUAUGCCUUGUGUGAAAUGGUGCUCGAGGAUCUCAACAACUAUGCGGAAUGCAUGAUCCCCAUCGACGACUCCAACACCAUCAACCUCAAGCUGUUCCCAACCCGACCGCCGCCUCCGCCUAUUCUCGCCCACCAGGUUCCGCUGCUGACCAUGUCGCUGUCGAGCCUGCAGACGCCCAUUUCCUCGGAUCUCACCCUCAACCGCAUUCUUCCCUACAUCAACGGUGUCAAUUCCAUUUCGCGCAUAGCACAGCUCGCCGACACGGAUCUUUCCCUCACCCGCCGGGCCAUACAGCACCUCGUCUACUACGGCUGCUUGGUGCUGCUGGACAUUUUCAGCUUUGGCGCCAUUUAUGCACCGACUGCAGAGAUUGGCAGCUUUGUCAUGGACGCGGAUAUCAAGGACGAGUGUAUGCGCUAUGUGCGGGUGCCUCGCCUGACACCAGAGUCGAACCCCAAGAUGGUGAGGAUGGGCAGUGAAUCUGAAUCGAGCCUGACUGGUGGGCGAAGCCCCCUAUCACCAUCUGCAUCGCAGCUCAGCGAUCCUGGAGGAUCAACGUCCAGAGCGACCGAGCACCUUGGCGUCAAUGCGACUGUGAAGAAGGAUGCAAACGCUACCGACGAAUGGCACAUCGGCCACGAGACACUUAUCACGCUGUACACUUCCCUUCGCCAAGGGCUGACACUGAAGAAUUGGGUCCUCGAGAACCUACACCACUUGAGCGGCAUCGAUGUACGACGACUCAUCAGCUUUGGCAUCAUCAAAGGUUUCCUGUACCGUGUGCACAAGUACGCCAUAGCAGCACCCAGCACUCUACCCCCAGCACCACCUACCAGUUUACAAAGCUCUGCUGCACCCUCGAUAGUCAAUGCGCAGGAUUCAGACACAGUUACGAUCCGUGGUGGAGCUACACACCAUACUUCCCAGUCCAAGGUGCACUCCCACUCUCAACACCCUUCGGUGCAGAUUUCUCGACCGAGCAAUGCGUCGACUACAUCACUCAAUCCGCACGUAGCUACUACACAGCACCUGAACUUUGGCAAACCAGAGGCUGUCGAGAAUAUGGUCGCUGGAAGGGAGCAGAAGAACAGCCUUACGCUGCUGAAGUUUCUCGAUGGCGUGCAUUGCUUUGAUGAGAUUUGUUCCGAGCUAGGGUGGCCGGAGAAAGUGGUGGAAGGGAAAGUACGGGGCAUGGGGGAUGGUUUGGGGGUAGUUAUUCAUCGUUGA